Messenger RNA from Cynara cardunculus var. scolymus (artichoke), 992 nucleotides. RefSeq names its product protein FMP32, mitochondrial-like. Gene Ontology annotation, cellular component: mitochondrion. Lineage: Eukaryota; Viridiplantae; Streptophyta; Magnoliopsida; Asterales; Asteraceae. The transcript is spliced from 7 exons. The record is from RefSeq and is a predicted model, not a curated record. Bases 91 to 813 code for a protein of 240 amino acids.
UAUGAUUUGUAUUUUUGGAUUCAUUAUCAGUUGUAGUUUGUCGAGGAUCUUCACCAAUUUUAUUGGAGGAAAUUGACAGAUUCCAUAUUUAUGGUGAUGGCCGCAUGUGUUGGAGCCGGAGCCAGAUUGAGAUCGGUCCAGGCUACCAAUUUCCCGCUUUUGGAAGGUGGUUUCAUAGCCACAAAUGCAUCUUCAUCUCCAUUUUAUCGGAGUUGUAGCAGAUUUUAUUUUUUCAGGCGACUUUCUCAGCUCGUCCCACCUAAUGGGAAACGUCUGUUUCUCGUCGAUACCUUAGCCCUAGUUAGGAGAUUAGAAGGCGAAGGUGUACCUUCGAAGCAAGCUGAAGCAAUUACUUCUGCUGUAAUCGAGGUUUUGAAUGACAGUUUGGAAAAUGUGGCUCAGUCUUUUGUCUCCAAGGGUGAAAUGCAAAGGAUUGAGAUGACUCAAGAUGGUAAUCUGGGGAAAUUCAAGUCUCGAGUGCAAAGCUCUCAGGAAAACCAUUUUUCCCUGUUGCAACGUGAGACGGAGAAACUUAAGAGUGAUAUAGAGAAGAUGCGCAAUGAGUUAAGGUAUGAAAUUGACAAAGUCAAAGCAGGACAACGUCUGGAUUUGAAUCUUGAAAGAGGGAGAACUCGGGACGAGCUAUCAAAUCAAAAUCAAGAAACGGCCAACCUAACAAACAAACUUGAUCGAGAAAUUCAAUUGUUAAGGGCCGAGGUGGAGGCAGCAAAAUACGAUGUGAUCAAGUACUGUAUCGGUACUCUUGUCUCGAUUUCUGCUGUUGGUUUGGCCGUCCUACGAAUCCUGAUGUAAAAAGUGAUGUGCCCGGUGUCAUGCCGAUAAAAGGAACAACUCUUUUUAUAUCGUUGAACGGAAAGCUAUCAAUCAAUUAGUUAGAAUUACGGAAAUCAGUUUGUUGAUGAGAAUUUUAAUCUUUGAAAGGUGUAUAACUGAAAUUAUUUGAGUUAUAAACAUUUAAAUUUUGAUUUUAU